AUGGACUCCAGAACAGUAGGAAUUUUGGGCGGUGGCCAACUAGGCCGUAUGAUUGUUGAAGCAGCCAACAGACUCAAUGUGAAAACGGUUAUUUUGGAUGCCCCUAACUCUCCUGCGAAACAAAUCAACGCGCUAACAGAACAUGUGGAUGGCUCUUUCGCCAACCCAGCAGAUAUCGAGAAAAUUGCAGCCAAGUGCGAUGUCUUGACUGUCGAAAUCGAGCAUGUCGAUGUCCCUACUCUACAAAAGGUUCAAAAAGCGUACCCCAAACUUGAAAUUUACCCAUCUCCAGAGACUAUUCAGCUAAUCCAAGACAAAUACCUGCAAAAAGAGCAUAUGAUUAAGAAUGGUAUCGCCGUUGCCGAAAGUGUGGCCAUUGAAGAACCAUCUGAAGAAUCUUUGGCGGAAGUGGGCUCCAAAUUUGGAUACCCUUACAUGCUGAAAUCCAGAACACUGGCCUACGACGGUCGUGGAAAUUUCGUCGUCAAAUCUAAGGAUUCGAUCCCAGAGGCUUUGACCGCACUUUCUGAUAGACCACUGUAUGCCGAAAAAUGGGCACCUUUCACCAAAGAGUUAGCGGUGAUGAUCGUCCGUUCCAUAAAUGGCAAAGUUUAUUCAUAUCCAGUCGUGGAAACCAUUCACCAGGACAACAUUUGUCACUUGUGUUUUGCACCAGCUAGAAUCCCAGACUCUGUUCAGUUGAAAGCAAAGUUGUUGGCCGAGAACGCUAUUAAAUCCUUCCCUGGCUGUGGUAUUUUUGGUGUUGAGAUGUUUUAUCUUGAGAACGGCCAAUUGCUGAUCAAUGAAAUUGCCCCCAGACCACACAACUCGGGCCAUUACACUAUUGACGCCUGUGUCACCUCGCAAUUCGAGGCCCAUGUGAGAGCCAUCUUGGGGCUACCUCUGCCAGCCAAUUUUGCUUCUCUGGCCACCUCUAACACUAAUGCCAUAAUGCUGAAUAUUUUAGGUGACAAGAAGGUUAAAGAUAAAGAGCUGGAGACAUGUGAACGUGCCCUUCAAACCCCAGGCGCCUCGGUCUACUUGUAUGGCAAAGAAUCAAGACCUCAAAGGAAGAUGGGUCACAUUAACAUUGUCAGUUCUUCCAUGCAGCAAUGUGAAAGAAAGCUGCGUUACAUCACUGGCGAGAGUGAUGAAGGAUCCGGCGCAAGUGCUGUGGAAGAUCUUGAAUCACCUGUUGCUGGUUUGGCUAAGAAACCUGAAGUUGGUGUCAUCAUGGGAUCAGAUUCUGACCUACCAGUAAUGAGUGCCGCUUGUAAAAUUCUGACUCAAUUUGGAGUCCCUUACGAAGUUACUAUUGUAUCGGCACACAGAACUCCUCACAGAAUGAGCAGGUAUGCUGUAGAAGCCUCUAAACGUGGUCUGAAAGCUAUCAUUGCCGGUGCUGGUGGUGCCGCACAUCUCCCUGGUAUGGUUGCUGCCAUGACCCCGCUACCAGUAAUAGGCGUUCCAGUCAAAGGCUCAACUCUCGACGGUGUUGACUCUUUGCAUUCGAUAGUUCAGAUGCCAAGAGGAAUUCCUGUUGCUACUGUUGCGAUCAACAACAGUACCAAUGCUGCGCUUCUAGCAAUUCGGAUUCUAGGCGCUUUCACUCCUGCCUAUCACGAAAGAAUGCAAGAGUUUUUGGUCAAGCAAGAGGAAGAGGUUUUGCUCAAAGCUGAAAAACUCGAAACCAUUGGUUACGAGCGUUAUUUGGACAGCAAGUAA
Messenger RNA from Lachancea sp. 'fantastica', 1725 nucleotides. NCBI's taxonomy places the organism in Eukaryota, Fungi, Ascomycota, Saccharomycetes, Saccharomycetales, Saccharomycetaceae. The record is from the annotation of a GenBank genome assembly.